This is a messenger RNA of Pararge aegeria (speckled wood butterfly), 763 nucleotides long. It is a transcript of the gene Arl2, whose product is annotated as ADP-ribosylation factor-like protein 2. Gene Ontology annotation, cellular component: cytoplasm; microtubule cytoskeleton. NCBI's taxonomy places the organism in Eukaryota, Metazoa, Arthropoda, Insecta, Lepidoptera, Nymphalidae. The transcript has 4 exons. Bases 79 to 633 code for a protein of 184 amino acids. Gene Ontology annotation, biological process: protein folding. The record is from RefSeq and is a predicted model, not a curated record. Gene Ontology annotation, molecular function: GTP binding; GTPase activity.
GUCAACUAUCAUUGUGUUCAGAAAUUGAAAACCGUCUGUGAAAACAAUGCAAUUUUCUAUAUUUAUCUAUUAAAUACAAUGGGCUUUCUGACUAUUUUGAAGAAACUACGGCAAAAGGAAAAAGAAAUGCGUAUACUUAUGUUAGGGCUUGAUAAUGCAGGUAAAACGACGAUUCUCAAACGUUUUAAUGGGGAACCCAUAGACACCAUCUCCCCAACUUUAGGUUUUAACAUAAAAACGCUUGAACAUCGUGGGUACAAGCUUAAUAUAUGGGAUGUGGGGGGACAGAAAUCACUGAGAUCGUACUGGAAGAACUACUUCGAGAGCACGGACGGGGUGGUGUGGGUGGUGGACAGCGCGGACGCGCGGCGCCUGGCGGACUGCGCGCGCGAACUGCACGCCCUGCUGCGCGAGGAGCGGCUGGCGGGCGCCACGCUGCUGCUGCUGGCCAACAAGUGCGACCUGCCCGGCGCAUGCGCGCUGCCGCAGAUCCGAGAGGUUUUAGAUCUGGACAACAUCAAAACGCAUCACUGGCGUAUAAUGCAGUGCUCAGCGGUGACCGGGGAGAAUCUUCUAGAAGGCAUAAACUGGAUGCUCGACGACAUCGCCAACAGGAUAUUUACGCUAGACUAAACUGUACUUAAUUAAGUAUUUUCUAUCCUCUUUUACGGACUACACUGAUAACGUUCCAUACAUUACUUUAAAGCAUUUGUAGCAUCUUAAUUUUAGCCAUAACUAUAAUUUCACUAAUUUCAUAAUAUAA